This is a messenger RNA of Doryrhamphus excisus (bluestripe pipefish), 1001 nucleotides long. RefSeq names its product very long chain fatty acid elongase 6-like. Gene Ontology annotation, cellular component: endoplasmic reticulum membrane. The record is from RefSeq and is a predicted model, not a curated record. Gene Ontology annotation, biological process: sphingolipid biosynthetic process; very long-chain fatty acid biosynthetic process; fatty acid elongation, polyunsaturated fatty acid. Gene Ontology annotation, molecular function: fatty acid elongase activity. Lineage: Eukaryota; Metazoa; Chordata; Actinopteri; Syngnathiformes; Syngnathidae.
UCCCGCCAACAAGCGGCACCUUAUUUUAUUGUGAAAGUCCCAACAGGAAGUUCUCCAAAGAGCACAGCUAGUUCAUGAGGCCGGAGUAACAGCAGGAAGUGUCACUGUCCUGUUCCAACGGAGCGGCAAAGAUGAUGGAUUUUGAGCGGACGUUCGAUGAGAGAAGUGCGCUGCGUUGGAUGCAGGACAACUGGAGCAAGGCGUUCGUGCUGUGCGGCAUCUACGCGGCGCUGGUCUUCGGGGGUCGGCGCUGGAUGACGGAGCGUCCCAAGCUGAGCCUGCGCGUCCCGUUGAUGUUGUGGUCGCUCAGCCUCGCCAUCUUCAGCGUGUUGGGAACGCUUCGGACCGGAAGCUACAUGCUUCACAUCCUCGGAAGCGGCGGCUUUCAGAGGUCGGUAUGUGAUAGCGGUUUCUAUAGCGCCCCCCUUACAAAGUUCUGGGCCUACGCCUUCGUCAUCAGCAAGGCCCCCGAGCUGGGUGACACGCUCUUCAUUGUCCUGAGGAAGCAGCGGCUGAUCUUCCUGCACUGGUACCACCACAUCACCGUGCUCCUCUACUCCUGCUACUCCUACAAGGACCAGGUGGCGGGAGGCGUCUGGUUCAUCACCAUCAACUACGCCGUGCACUCCGUCAUGUACAGCUACUACGCCGCCAGGGCGGCCGGCCUGCGUGUGCCCCGCUCCUUCGCCAUGAUCAUCACAGCCGCUCAGACGGCGCAGAUGGCGGCGGGGCUGACCGUGUUGGGCCUCGCCUACCGUUGGAUGGACGACGUACACUGUCCCACUCACGUGCACAACAUCGCGUGGGGGUCACUCAUGUACCUCAGCUACUUGGUUCUCUUCGCGGUCUUCUUCUACGACUCCUACCUCAGGGGUGGGGCCGAGCGGGUCAAGCGGGCAUAAACACUUUACAAGAGAGGAGUCAGACAAAAUGUAUGCAAUUUGGAAGUGUCUCCGCCCCCUUUCUUCAAUUCUUAAAUAAAGUGAUGAAGUCACUGAUGA